AUGGAAGCCACGACUUCACUCCUCAAGCGUGAUGCCAGCUCCCCCUCAAACUAUCCCGCCUAUGUGUUGGCUAUCAUCGUGGGUUGCAUUGCGUGCGUUCUCAUCGGAUAUGGUAUCUUUACCAUGUACCACGGAGUAGAGGAGGAAACCUACCGCGAACUCAGCCAGCAACAGCGACAAUACAUGCAUGAGGUACGACAACGUACGCUUGAUGAUCUCGAAGCAGCCUCACGGCGGUACACCAGAGCUCAUGAUAGUCCGAGAGAGACUCCCAAGAAGAUGCAGGCCGUGUGA
Messenger RNA from Penicillium diatomitis, 294 nucleotides. RefSeq lists its product as uncharacterized. NCBI's taxonomy places the organism in Eukaryota, Fungi, Ascomycota, Eurotiomycetes, Eurotiales, Aspergillaceae. The record is from RefSeq and is a predicted model, not a curated record. Bases 1 to 294 code for a protein of 97 amino acids. The transcript has a single exon.